AUGGUGUAUGCCAAAAUGAGAGAUGUUGAUAUUAAACAAAUUAAUUGUGAUACAGUCGUGGGUGAUGGUGUUAAAGUGGAUGAUAAAAUCGAGGCUAUUGUUAGUGAGGUAGCACCUGAAAAGAUAACAGGAAACAUUAGUAAAUGUGAAAUACCUACUAUAGAUAAAGACA
This is a messenger RNA of Racocetra fulgida, 172 nucleotides long. Lineage: Eukaryota; Fungi; Glomeromycota; Glomeromycetes; Diversisporales; Gigasporaceae. The record is from the annotation of a GenBank genome assembly.